AUGGAAGUAGUGCCUUGGAGGCACUGUUACAUGGGCUUGCUACUCCCCAACAAUUUCACACUCAAUCCUCUACGAAGUAUACAGCAGUUUCCACUGUCAUCCUACGGCACCAACAUGACGCGCCUCGCCCCCGUCGUUUCCCUCUCCCACGGUGGUGGCCCAAUGCCUUUACUAGGGGACCCGUCACACAAGGAGAUCACGAACUCGCUCAAGACGAAGGUGCCUCGAAUCCUCAAACUAGGCACAUCAGAUCAGCCAAAGGCCAUCGUUCUGGUUACAGCACAUUGGUCCACGAACAAGGUGACUAUCUCUAGCGGCUCAAAGUAUGGGUUGCUCUACGAUUACUAUGGCUUCCCUCCCGAGACGUAUGAAAUCAAGCAUAACGCGCCAGGGAGUCCAGAAGUUGCGGAACUAGUAGAGAAGGCGUUGAAAGACGCAGGUGUGGAGUGCAACAAGGACACUGAACGAGAUUGGGACCAUGGCGUCUUCGUUCCCAUGAAACUCAUCGACCCCAAAGCGAAGAUUCCCAUCGUCCAGCUCAGUGUCCUCGCGUCCGAAUCUCCCGCACAAAGCUAUGCCAUCGGGCGCGCCCUCUCCACUCUCCGAUCCCAGAACGUAGCGAUCAUCGGGUCUGGCUUUGCUACCUUCCACAACUUGCGCCUCAUGUUCUCUGGCACGUCCGAUACUCCUCAGUUUAAACAACAGAAUGUGGAGUGGAGCAAGGCAGUCACGGACGCGGCAAUGACAAAUAAUGAUGUGGAGAGGGAAAAGAAGUUCACGCAGUGGAGGAGCUGGCCAGAGAGCUUUGUGAUGCAUCCCAGGGGUGGCGCGGAGCAUUUUCUGCCGCUGAUCGUAUGUGCAGGAGCGGCGGGGGAGAGCGCGGGGAGAAAUUACGCAGAUGACUUUCGGGGGUUGGAUAUGUGGAGUUAUUACUGGGAGUAAGCGUAGGAAAGUAAUGAGAAAUGAACAAGUGGGUAAAUGCAUUGACUCGAUGCGACGCUCGAGAAUACAUGCUUGGUGUGUUCUCACGAUCUAAUUGGGAUCAACAAGCGGAUCGACCUGGAAAGACUGGCCAGAACUCCUGAUUACUAUAUAUAACCGAUCUAAAUGUUGCUACAGUGAGCUUUUGCGAACACGAAAACAUCUUCAAGGCUGGUCCCCUCUCCUAUCCAGUCCUGCCCCAUCAAGCACCGCUUACAAGGCCAUGACACCGACAAAUGCAGCCGCAACACCAGCACCAACCACCUUCACGACCGAACUUGGCGCAGCAGCCGUGCUCUUGGCCUGAGACCCCGAGCCUGUCGGGUUUCCACUCGCACCAGACGUAGGAGUGGCGCCAACAGCCUCGUUCACGAUGCUCUGCACGCGCGCGUUGUUUGCGUCAUAGUAGCUCUUGACGUUGCUUG
Molecule: messenger RNA, 1406 nt
Organism: Cucurbitaria berberidis CBS 394.84
Lineage: Eukaryota; Fungi; Ascomycota; Dothideomycetes; Pleosporales; Cucurbitariaceae
Product: Extradiol aromatic ring-opening dioxygenase
Exons: 3
Coding region: 1-942 (313 amino acids)
Molecular function (GO): oxidoreductase activity, acting on single donors with incorporation of molecular oxygen; ferrous iron binding; zinc ion binding
Source: RefSeq, a predicted model, not a curated record